Molecule: messenger RNA, 3062 nt
Organism: Anopheles maculipalpis
Lineage: Eukaryota; Metazoa; Arthropoda; Insecta; Diptera; Culicidae
Gene: wda
Exons: 5
Coding region: 122-3034 (970 amino acids)
Molecular function (GO): protein binding; RNA polymerase II general transcription initiation factor activity
Source: RefSeq, a predicted model, not a curated record
AGUUUGAUCGUUUGACAGUUGUCUGUUUUUUUUCUCUCUUGCCUCUUGCCCAGCCGCGUUCCGGAUUCCUGUUUUGUGCGGUUCUUGUGUUAGUACGAAUGGAAAAACACACAGGGGAAAAAUGGCUGAUGCGAAAAGAUCAACAAUAACGGCGAACAAUAGCAGUGGCAGCGGUGGCGGUAGCAGCAGUAGCAACAGUGCCACCACCAGCAAAUCUCGCAAGUCCAAAAACGAUCUGAUUCGCAGCCUCGUCGGAACGUAUCUGAAGGCGCGCAACUACAGUGUUACCGACCGUUACCGGAAAUCGGAUCUCAUCCUCACGCAAUCAACUGAGCAAAUUGUGAUGAACACUGCCAUCAAAAACGACACAUCGAUGGUGAACAGUUUUCUGUACUCCAACAUCUGCCUAAACUCAAACCUAGCCCAAGUUGAUCAACAUUUUGCCAAAUUUGCAAAGUUUGUACGAAACCAACCGGAACCGAUUCGUACGGAAUUGAACGAGAUUAUCCCACCGCUGCUAUGCCACCUGUACAUUGAGAUGCUGAAGGGACGCGAUUGGCGGCCGGCGAUCGAAUUCCUACGUAAACAUGCACCGCUGGUGGGUAAGGUGGAACCGACUCCACCCGGACAUCUGAACCAGCAGAAAAUAAACGGCACCAUUGACAGUUUGCCGCUAGGGGCGGACAUGAGUUCGACGGUCGCGCAUAGCUCUGCCAUCGUUUUUACCCCCGGACGAACUUCCGAUUCGGCUCGUAUUGAAACGUAUCGCAGAUUAAUCCAUAAGCUGUCGCAAAUUGGCCGGUUUCAGGAUUGCGAAAGUGAACCACUAUUCGUGCAGUUCCGGUCCUGCCAAACGCAGCUACGUUUUCGGUCGGCAACCAUCGCUGCCAUGCGCCAAUAUUUAGCAAAACAUGGCCAUUCGUUAAUUCUGCAAACGUUGCGCACGUGGUUCUACUUCGACACGACCGAUGAUAAGAAUUUGGAGGAUUUUCAACCGGAUAGUUCAAUCGGUGAACAGUUCGACCCGAUUGGCCGGUCACAACCUACGGUUCGAUCAAACUCUAACGGACAACUAAACGGAAGCAGCAUGGCGAUGGAGGUGGACGAAGGGAUGGAAGACGUUGCUAGGCAACCGGUACCGCCGGAGUAUGAUUUCACUGAACAUACAGAGCGUGAGAAUGAACGCUAUCUAUUGCUGAAUGGCUUUAAUGCACGGUAUUUGCGCCACAAAAUGCUCGAUGCAGAGAACGGAACAUCGUCGAACGAUCGGCUCGGUUCGGUGCUCUUGGGUGACGGCGAAGAUGAGGAGGAGGAUGAGUACGGGAAUUGUAUAAAAAAUCCGCAAGCUUCCCAUAGCGGAAUUUCGGAACAGCAUCAGCCAGCAAACGAACCGCUCACCGGUAGUAUCGGUAUGGAUGGAAUGUUCUCGCGAAUGGACAGCCAGGAACGGUUGCGGCGGUUAAAAGAAAGCGCCGAGAAGCUGUCCAUCUAUCAGCGGCCACUGUGUGUGUACAGUUUAGAAAACGUUGGUCAGCAGCUGACGAGUAUGGCGAUCGAUCCCGGAUGCUGCCAUGUGGCAAGCGGUUUCGAGGACUCAACCAUUAUGCUAUGGUCGACGAACCGCAGCACCCAGAUGGGCCGAAAACCGUUCGCUAGCUUUCGCGAUCGGCAGUGCUGCUGGAAUGUGACCACCUGUGAUAGUAGAUUUAGUGAAUCGGACGAUUCCGAUGGCGAUGAGUAUGGGGAGGAUGUUGUUAGGGGAGACGAUUCGGAGUGUCGGAUAGGAUCGAGCGAGGAUAGACACCGCGACGGAACGUCCCUGCUGGACGAUGGUAUAGAUAGUAUGUUCGACUUGCGCGGAUCAGCAAACAUCGAACGGAUGAACCGGUUACUUCCGCCACAUAAGCGGCGCCUUACCAAACGGGAACGGUGGAAGCAGUUUCUCGAAAAUCGGUCCUUGGAAAACACUUUCUCUGAAACCGGUGGAUUAUCUUUACGCGGACACGGUAAUGCCGUGACGGAUUUGCUCUUCUCCGAAUAUAGUCCGCUGCUGGUAAGCGUUUCACGAGACUGUACCAUGCGUGCCUGGAUGGGCAGUGACUACACGUGUCGGGCAAUCUAUCGCGGCCACAAUCAUCCCAUCUGGUGUGUGGCGGAAAGUCCUACUGGGCUGUACUUUGCGACGGGAUCGCGUGACACAACCGCACGCCUCUGGUCAACCGAUCGUCGGUUUCCGUUGCAGAUGUAUGUAGGCCACACGCAGGACGUCGACACGAUAGCGUUCCAUCCGAAUGGGAACUAUUUGGCUACCGGAUCUACCGACCUGUCCGUGCGUCUUUGGUGCGUUACCACCGGGAAGUUGCUGCGUAUCUUUACCGACUGUCGGCAACCGGUGCAGAGGAUAUGUUUUAGCCCGGAUGGAAAAUAUCUUGCCGCGGGAGGAGAAGAGAAUCGUGUGCGCAUUUUCGAUCUAACAGCCGGAUCGCAGCUAACCGAGCUGAAAGAUCACACAGCGGCCAUUACGUGCAUCACGUGGAGCAAAGACAGCAGCCAUUUCGUGUCGUCCUGUGCGGACGGCACGAUACGAAUCUGGGACGCCAAACGAAUGUUACUUCCUUCUUCCUCAUCGUCGGGCGGCUCUUCCACCUUCUCGUCGUCCAACUUGGCGGUAACGCCAACGCGCGAUCUUUCGUCCACACCGGGACGGAGCAACAGCUUCGCACCACUCAACAAUGGCACCUGCAAUCCAAAGAUGAACAUCACAGCCAACCCACAGGCCCAACAAGCGGCUGGGUGUGGAAGGAGUGUUGGUGGUACAGGAUUGGGACCGUCACAUCAUCAUCAUCCACAGCACAGUGCCGGUGAUGUGGCGGCAACUAUCACUACCACCACCAAUACACCGCCGAGGUCGGGUUCCGGUACCGCCAAUAGCAAUAGCAAUCUCCUGCUCGCAUACUCAACCGGUUGUCGGCGAAUUUAUCGACUGCACUAUAAUAAGCUUAGCGGUGGAUUAGCGUGUUUAGGAAGUAGUUAAUGACAAAAAAAGGAAGAUUAGUGAGGGA